AUGUGUAAGGUAGCUGUGGGACAAGCUUGUGGUAGAUUAGGACAAAAGUGCUUAACUUGGAUGCAAGAGCGAUAUGUCCGUGCGGUCGUUAGUAUCAAGAUUUUAGAACCAAGACAAAACAUGCAAGAACCCACGACCGGUUAUUUUUAUAGGACAAUGACGGCCAAACUGUACCGUCAAGGAAUGCCAACACAACGUUGGGACUUUGGAAACAUUAAGAAAUAUUCACGUGAUCCUGUCAAUGAUCCUCCCGGUUGCAAUGCGCCAAACUUGCCAGCUUUCCAAAUCGCUAUACCUAUAAAUGAAACAUUUUGGGACCCACCGUCUCCUAUCCCACCUGCAUAUGUUCCCGUAUUUCCGGUAAACAUAAUUGGUAACAAUUUUGUUAUUGACUUGUACCGGAUCCAACGAAUCGCCUUAAAAUCUCGAACACCCUGA
Molecule: messenger RNA, 438 nt
Organism: Funneliformis mosseae
Lineage: Eukaryota; Fungi; Glomeromycota; Glomeromycetes; Glomerales; Glomeraceae
Source: the annotation of a GenBank genome assembly